CUGGUGGACAGCAAAGGUGCAUAUCCAUUCACCGCUGGACCUUCUAUAAAAUGGCUUGUUCCAUCCUGCUUCUUGAAGCAAGCAAACGAACCAUAUAUGCACAAGCCUUCCCUUGAAAUACAUACAUACAUCUACAUGGCGUCCAUCACCCGUGAAAUGGUGUGCGGUUUUGAACCGUCGGUCUGGGGUGACUACUUCAUCACAUAUCAGCCGCCACCACUACAGAGGUCAGAGGUUUCGUUGAGGAUCAGAGCAAAGAAAUUGACGGAGGACGUCUGUAUGUUGCUUAACACUUGCAAGGACGGGUUGGAGAAAAUAACAUUAGUGGAUUCACUUCAGCAUCUCGGAAUCGAUCACCUUUUCGCAGAACAAAUCCGAACAUCAUUAUGGGACAUCCAUGGAACCGAAUUUAGUAGUUCUAGCCUCCAUUAUGUUGCUCUCCGAUUCCGGUUGCUUAGAGAGCAUGGAAUUUGGGUAUCUACAGAUGUAUUCAAUAACUUCAGAGGUAAAGAUGGGUGCUUCAAGAAGGACAUAACAAAUGAGCCAAAGGGAUUGUUAAGUUUGUACAACGCUGCUUACCUUUUUGUUCAUAAUGAGCCGGAGCUCGAAGAAGCCAUUUCCUUUGCCAGACAUCAUCUUGAAGUAAUUAGGGGCAGUCUCAACUCCCCUUUAGCUGAGCAAGUCAAACGAGCUCUUCAGGUACCACUUCCAAGGACCUCUAGAAGGGUGGAAACAUUGCACUACUUGUCGGAAUACAAAAAAGAGAAGGACUAUAAACCUCUUAUGCUUGAGCUCGCCCAGCUGGAUUUUACCCUUUUGCGGCAUGUCCAGCUAAUGGAGCUCAAAGAUAUUAGCGAGUGGUGGAAUAACCUGAAGAGCAUCUGUGGACUAACCUAUGUGUGUGAUCGUAUUGUGGAGGCUUACUUGUGGUCUCAUACAGUGUUCUAUGAGCAAAGUUGUGCACGCGCAAGGAUGAUCAAGGCCAAGUUAAUUACACUAAUCACCAUACUGGAUGACACAUAUGAUGUACAUGCCAUCAUAGAGGAAUGUCGGCUGCUAAAUGCAGCCAUUCAAAGAUGGGAUGAGAGUGCCAUUUCUGACGUACCAGAGUACCUGAAAAUAUUCUAUAGAGAAUUGCUAAGAAACUUUCAGAUGUUUGAGGGAGAAGAGGCAAUAGUUGACAAGUACCGGAUUGACUACAUGAAGAAAGCGUUCCAAAAUCAGUCUGCUUAUUAUCUCCAAGAAGCUGAAUGGGUACAACAAAAUCAUAAGCCAUGUUUUGAAGAUCAAGUGAAUCUGACAUCCAUGUCCUCAGCCGUGCCAUUGCUAUCCGUGGGUAUGUUGGCUGGCAUGGGUGAGGCAAUAACGAAUGCAGCAUUCGAUUGGGUAUCCAGUAGGCCUGAUGCAGUCAUAGCCGGCGCAAAGAUUGGCCGUUUUCUGAAUGACAUCACGGCAUAUAAACGCGGAAAGAACAGGGGGGACGUAGAGAGCUCUGUGGAGUGUUACAUCCAUGAGCAUGGAGUUACAGAUGAGCAAGCCUUCGCAGUAAUCUAUUCACUCAUAGAGGAUGGGUGGAAAACCACGAAUCAGGCUCGCUUUGAUCACGGUGCACUACUACCAGCAGUGCAGCGGGUUGUCAAUGCAGUUGUUAGCAUGCAACUCUACUACGACAAUGGAGGAGAUGCAUACACAUUCAACAUGCACAUUCAAGAGAUCGUCAACAAACUGUUUCUCAAGCCCAUUCCUAUGUAA
Molecule: messenger RNA, 1752 nt
Organism: Aegilops tauschii subsp. strangulata
Lineage: Eukaryota; Viridiplantae; Streptophyta; Magnoliopsida; Poales; Poaceae
Product: tau-cadinol synthase-like
Biological process (GO): diterpenoid biosynthetic process
Molecular function (GO): magnesium ion binding; terpene synthase activity
Source: RefSeq, a predicted model, not a curated record